UGCUAGGUGCCUAGUGGAAUUCCACAACACUCCAGCGCACGGCCUCAAGGCCUCAACGUUCAACCCUCUCAACCGGAAAUGCUUUCGUUUUCACAACUACCCCAGGAAGUCCUUGAAGACAUUGCUUACUUUGCAGCGACGGAAUCGCGGGUUGGCCCACCAUUGGAUCUUCCACCACUGCUGAGAACAUGUCGGAAUAUCUAUCAGCGCCUGUCAUUCGAGAACAACCCCGUACUCUACGCUCGCACAUUCACUUUCAAAUUCGACACCCGAGCUGCACUUAGGCGUUUAGGUUCAUCUAUAAGCUUUCCAAGGACCCUUGCCAUCGAGCUGCGGAAGAGAUUCACGCAUUUGAAGUUAAUCCGAGCAGGAGCCGGAGCCAGAGUUCACUACCACUCGGCGGAACAUGGUGAAUCUCCGAGUUAUUUGCGCGACCUACUCUGGUUAGCCUAUUUGAUGAUGCUGGAGAACGAUGGCAAGAAUGAACGGCAGCUUCGGGAGUAUGCGAACAUGGAGACCUGGUUGAUAGACUACUGGUUUGACGAGAAAGGCGCAUCAUUGGCGUCGCACCGGAUCAGUCGGGACCAGUGGCCUCUGGAAGAUGAGAAAAACUCGUUGGCAAUGUGGUUGCUAUGGUUCCUCGUUCGUCCAGAUUCGUUGCCUCGGACCCCAACUAACUAUCGCGCCCUGAUAAGUACAUUGAAACUUACAGCUUUAGCAGCCAAUCGUUACGCCAUAUGUGAGCCUUCGUGGGCGGAAUUUACUUUAGAAUCGAGAGCGACGGCUUCAAGCUUUACUCAUUUUUCCGAGACAUACUUCGUAGCAACUCCAACACUUGCUCCGGCAGCCAUACUCGCCUACUUCACAUUCGCCUUGCAGUUGCUUUCGCGCGGCGCCACAAACCACUUACCCAAGGCUCUCUCCAGUAUUCCACUGGACUCGAGGAAAAGCGAGGACUGGGAUGCUGACUGGCAAAGGUGUAUCAACCUAGCUCAACCCAGCGUGCCGUUGGCACUGUCAUACAUACCCGGAUCACUCGAAGGCAUAUGGGAAGGCCUUUUUACAUAUACAGAGUUCGACGUAUACUCGUCUCUAUUAUCAGGCGGUCUCCCCCCUGUCUUGCGCAAUUGCCAGGUUGCACAACACCGUCAGACAUGGAAAUUACGCGAAUAUCACUUACUGGGCUCGCCAGAGUCUCUCGAGAAUAUUCAACCCCUGGGACUGGGCGAUGCUCUCAGAGCGUUCUUUCCAUCUGACGUUCGUCUACGAGAAUUUUCAGAAUUUCUGGAGGUUUACACGCCAGGAAUGGAAGAGGUCAUUCAUUACAGGCGAUCAUUGCGCACUAGAACGCGCGAGCAAUUAAUCUGUGAUAUCAUAGUUAUCGGCGAGGGUCAUUCCGCUUGGGGUCAGUUUAAUUUGUAUGGUCGUAUUCGUCCGCUGGAUGGACUGGUGAGCCUGUUGAAGGAAUACGUCGGUGGUGAUCGGGGGAGAUGGUUGUAUCGUGGGUUUCUUGUUGGGAAUAGCGACGGUCAUUUGUCUGGACGUUGGCGGGACGCUCUUAGUCCCUCUCACGUCCAAAGUUAUGAGGGUUGUUUCGUAAUGAGCAGGCGGUAUUAGAUUUAUCGAGAUAUUCUGUCCUCAAGCAUAUAACUGGCCCGUUACAUGAGUAAUGUCCUUCUAACUUGUUUUAUAGGUAUUCGGGAUUUUUCCGCGGAUUUUGAUCGUGCUA
This is a messenger RNA of Pisolithus orientalis, 1729 nucleotides long. RefSeq lists its product as uncharacterized. NCBI's taxonomy places the organism in Eukaryota, Fungi, Basidiomycota, Agaricomycetes, Boletales, Pisolithaceae. The coding region runs from base 79 to 1617 and encodes 512 amino acids. The transcript has 6 exons. The record is from RefSeq and is a predicted model, not a curated record.